This is a messenger RNA of Xenopus tropicalis (tropical clawed frog), 1249 nucleotides long. RefSeq names its product serine/threonine-protein kinase dst1-like. The record is from RefSeq and is a predicted model, not a curated record. The transcript has 8 exons. NCBI's taxonomy places the organism in Eukaryota, Metazoa, Chordata, Amphibia, Anura, Pipidae. Gene Ontology annotation, molecular function: protein kinase activity; transferase activity; kinase activity. The coding region runs from base 1 to 648 and encodes 215 amino acids.
AUGGAAUAUUGUUGUGGCGGAUCUCUAUAUGACCUGCAGAAAGUGUACAAAUCCAUCCCAGAGUAUGGAAUUCAGUACAUAUCCAGAGAAGUGCUAGAGGGCUUGAACUACCUACAUGAGAAAUGUAUUGUGCACCGUGAUAUCAAAUGUAUGAAUAUCACGCUAACCUAUCCAGCCGUAGUUAAGAUAAUUGAUUUCGGGCUGGCUGCGCAGUUAAGAAGCCCAGAUGACAUAACAAGUGGUGCCUGUGGAACAACCUGUUGGAUGGCGCCAGAAGUUAUUGCCUGCAAAUACUAUCGAAACUGCACAUAUGGCUUAAAGUGUGAUAUCUGGUCGUUUGGCAUUACCGCCAUAGAGAUGGCAGAAGGACAGCCACCUUACUAUCACGCGUCUGAUCCAGCGGCCCUCAUUUACACCUGUGAGCCGCCCACACUAUAUGAGAGAUAUUAUUGGUCUGAAAGUUUUGAGGAUUUCCUAGCGCUGUGUUUGGUAAAAUCACCUGAUCAAAGACCAACGGCCAAAAUGCUUCUCAACCACAGCUUUAUAAAGGAACAACCAAUGGCUGAGAGCACGGAAAAUUGGUUAAUGGAAUAUAUCAACACUGUGUACUGGAAUGCUGAAUGGUACGGCCAAGGAAAUGUCCAAUAAGAUACACCUAAGAGCAGUGGCGAAUAAGCACUAUAUCGGCUAUUUAAGCUACAGUCAUGGAACAGUGGGCCUACGUUAGAUGCUCCUGAAUGGCUAGCAAGUCUUCUUAAAGGUCCUCAGGAACUGCAGCCAUAAUGAUUCCAUUUAAUGUGGCCACAAUGGAGCGUUCACCUGGACUCUGGAAUUAAUGUCUGCGCUGGCUUAGAAGAGACUGCCACGAAGGAACCAGCCAGCGGGUGGUGGAGGGUUUAAGGAUUCUGACAAAUGGGGCCUUUUAAGAUACACCUAAGAGCAGUGGCGAAUAAGCACUAUAUCGGCUAUUUAAGGUUGGUCUAGCAUUUCAAGUUCAUGGUGUUAUUAAUCAUAUUUUGUUUAUUUGUUUAUAGUGAAAUUUGUGUUAAGUUGGAGGACACUACCAAAGAAGCUAAAUAAAAGGCCGAAACCCCAUAUAGAUGCAACUGCUUAUUCGUCCAUUCCAUUUAAUGGACUGUGGCCACAAUGGAGCGUUCACCUGGACUUUGGAAUGAAUGUCUGCGCUGGCUUAGAAGAGUUCCCAGCCAAGUUUUGUAAAUAUGUCCGUAAAUAAAAUUGUAAUAUACUU